AAUUUGUUCAUAUUAAAAGUGAUAGCAAUAGUGCAAAUACUGAUUAUAAACCUUCUGUUAACUAUGAAUCUGAUAAUAAUUAUGGAUCUGUCGAUGAUUAUGAAUCUGUUAAUAAUUAUGAAUCUAGCUUUAAGAAGUCAGAGAAAGAAAUUCUAAUCAUCGAUUUAACAAAACCAAAUUCAUAUUUACCUUUUGAUGAUUAUGUGUUUAAAGUAGCUAAUCAUAAUAAUAUAAAUUCUAAUGAUGCUGAUAAUAUAUUACCGAUUAAUUUAAUUACUAAAAAUUUAAGAGUCGGUAAAAUUAGAUACUCUACUUUGCCAAUGGAAUAUCUACCUACUUCAGAACAAGGCAUUGCAAUUGUAUUUAAUAUAGGAUCUUGGGAAUUAUAUAAUAUACAGUAUCAAAGAGGUCACCUUAGUGGAGGUGGUAAUAUAAAAGUUGUUAAUAUGGAUACUGAUUUUUAUCAAGAAGAAAAUCUGGCUUUAAAUGAUCAAAAGUCUAAAGAAAUGCAAACAUAUACAAAUAUUAAAAAUAGCCAUUAUUCUUCUAAAAACAAAGAACUUAUAUAUGAAUUACUUGAAGCAAGUACAUAUAAUCAUGUUGAUAAAAUAUUUGAAGAAUUAAAAACAUCUAAUGAAUUAAAUAUUAAUAAUUGGAUCUCAUUCUAUAAUACUACAUGGGUAAAGGCUUCUUUAAACCCAUUAUUUUCAUUUAUGGAUAUGGAGAUAUGGCUUAAAGCACCUGAUAAUAUGAAUCAUUAUGAACAUUAUUUUGCUAUGUGCAAUAUUCAAGACAAAUAUGGAAUUAAUAAAUCAGGAAAAAAUUAUGAUGUGAUUGCACGUGAAAAACAAACAAUUAAAAGAUCAGUUCAUAAAUCUCAAAAAACUAAACGACGUAUUAAUAAACCAACAAAAGCAUCAAAGAAACCAAAAGUUGAUAUCGAUUCAAUUCAGAAUACAAAAAAUGAUUUAGAGAUACAAGAAAAACAAUUGUCAAUAAAGGAGUGUGAAUUAGAAUUGGAAGAACGUCAGGUUCGUUUAGAACGUGAAAAGCUUGAAAUAAUAAAAUUAAAAAAAGAAUUAGGAUGUGAAUAA
Molecule: messenger RNA, 1094 nt
Organism: Racocetra persica
Lineage: Eukaryota; Fungi; Glomeromycota; Glomeromycetes; Diversisporales; Gigasporaceae
Source: the annotation of a GenBank genome assembly